GAACAUCUCCAUCUUCCCUCUUCAGAGUUGGCUAUGAUUUUUGUUAAAUUUUGUCUGAUCGUCGCCAAGUGUAUGUAAACAAGAUAUUUUUGUUGAAAAAGUCGUGAAAAAAAAUGUAACUUGUCUACUCAAAUAAUUAAUAAGUGAAUUUUGUAUUAAUAGUGUUAAAUAAUAUAAGAACCAAAAUGAACCUUCCCCAAGGAGUAAUUUUUCCAACUGGGUCUCUGUAUGUAGGAGAUCUGGAUCCAGAUAUAACAGAAGCAAUGUUGUAUGAAAAAUUCACAACAGCAGGUCAGGUACUGUCUUUGAGAGUUUGUCGUGAUGCAAGAACCAAACAAUCUCUUGGAUAUGGAUAUGUUAACUUCAGUCAAACUCAUGAUGCAGAAAGAGCCCUAGAUACAAUGAAUUUUGAUCUUCUCAAAGGGAAACCAAUAAGAAUCAUGUGGUGCCAGAGAGAUCCUGCCUUGAGAAAAUCUGGACUUGGAAACGUAUUUAUCAAGAAUCUUGACAAGAACAUAGAUAAUAAGGCGAUGUAUGAUACUUUUUCUGCAUUUGGAAGCAUUCUUAGUUGCAAAGUAGCUCUGGACGAGAAUGGUUAUUCAAAAGGAUAUGGUUUUGUUCAUUUUGAGUGCGAAGAAGCUGCAAAUAAGGCUAUAGAAAAAGUAAAUGGAAUGCUUUUGAAUGACAAGAAAGUUUAUGUGGGAAAGUUCAUACCAAGAACUGAAAGAGAAAAAGAACUGGGAGAAAAAGCAAAACAAUUCACAAAUAUCUAUGUGAAGAACUUUGGUCCAAAUAUGUCCGAUGACAAGUUUUAUGAAAUGUUUCACAAGCUUGGAACCAUUACAAGUAUUGUAGUAAUGAGAAACAUGGACGGAUCUUCAAAGGGUUUCGGCUUUGUUGCUUUUGCUGAUCCCAAAGCAGCAGAAAGAGCUGUACAGGAAUGGAAUGGCAAGGAGUUUGAUGGAAAUAUUUUGUAUGUGGGAAGAGCACAGAAAAAAACUGAAAGAAUAAAUGAACUCAAGAGACGAUAUGAACAAUUGAGAAUGGAAAGAUACAACCGUUUCCAAGGUGUCAAUCUCUACAUCAAGAAUCUGGACGACAGCUUUGAAGACGAUAAACUGCGCAAAGAAUUCUCUUCCUAUGGAACAAUAACAUCAGCAAAGGUUAUGACUGAAAAUGGCAGAAGUAAAGGAUUUGGUUUUGUUUGUUUCACUUGUCCAGAGGAGGCGACAAAAGCAGUUACGGAAAUGAACGGCAGAAUCGUCGGUAGCAAACCUCUGUUCGUCUCACUGGCUCAAAGAAAGGAAGACAGAAGGGCUUUCCUGAACAACCAAUACUUGCAGAGAGCCCAAGCCCUGCGACAUCAGAACAGUAUCAACUUCCCUACAACCACCCCGCCAUUCCUUAUACCAGCUAUCGCCCAAGGUCCGAGAUUUUUCAACCAUAUGAACCCAUUGAACCACAUGAGACCAGCCCCACGAUGGCCUGUCCCGAACGCCAUCCGCCCGAAUGGCACCUACAGCUUGUCCUUGAUGAAUUCGCCAUACAGGGCGUCCUCCAGGUCUUCCAUAAAUGUACGCCAGAUGCACGCUCGACCAAUCACAGGCCAGCAAACUCCUCCGUCCAGGCCGAAUAGCAAAUAUACCAGUUCCACGAACAACACCAUGAGACCAAUGAAUGUGAGCAUUGGAAAUGGAGGGGACAUUUCCAUAAACUCCAAUUCUCUAGCUUCAGCAGGGCCGCACGAGCAGAAGCAAAUAAUCGGAGAAAAACUGUUCAGAGUUGUGGAAAAAAUGUAUCCGGAUAUAGCAGGGAAAAUAACUGGGAUGCUUCUAGAAAUUGAUAAUACGGAAUUAAUUCACAUGAUUGAGAAUAAGGAUUCCUUGAGGGCAAAAGUUGAAGAAGCCAUUGCUGUUCUUCAAGCUCAUCAAGCCAACUCUAAGAAGGGGAUUGUAGUGCAAGAAUAAGUUUUCAUGUUGAAUUAUUUAUUUCAAUAUGUUUUUAGUUAACUUCAAAAAUGUUUAAAAAAUGUUUAUUGAUAGGUAUUUGUAGAAUCAUUUUUAUAAUCUGAUAGUUUUGUGAAUCUCAAAAUAUUGGGAAAAUAUACUUGCUCAUGAUGAUGAGACAUAUUAGGAAAAUCGUCAUCACUAUCCAGAUAAAUUUUAUUGUAUUGUUUGAAUAAAUAAAUAUCUAUG
Molecule: messenger RNA, 2195 nt
Organism: Phaedon cochleariae (mustard beetle)
Lineage: Eukaryota; Metazoa; Arthropoda; Insecta; Coleoptera; Chrysomelidae
Source: the annotation of a GenBank genome assembly